Messenger RNA from Dovyalis caffra, 903 nucleotides. NCBI's taxonomy places the organism in Eukaryota, Viridiplantae, Streptophyta, Magnoliopsida, Malpighiales, Salicaceae. The record is from the annotation of a GenBank genome assembly.
AUGGCAGUCACUCUCUACGAUCUCACCUCAGCUGCUGGUCUCAAGAAACUCGAUGACUAUCUCCUUUCCCGCAGUUACAUUUCCGGGUACCAAGCUUCCAAGGAUGAUCUCACCGUGUUCGCAGCUCUUUCAAGUGCUCCAUCAGCUGAAUAUGUUAACGUGCUUCGGUGGUACACACAUAUUGAUGCACUCUUGAGGAUCUCUGGUGUUGAUGCUGAAGGAUGUGGAGUUAUUGUCGAGGGAUCUGCUCCCGUCACAGAGGAGGCUAUUGCCACUCCCCCAUCUGCUGACACAAAGGCAAGUGCUGCUGAGGAUGACGAUGACGAUGACGAUGAUGUGGAUCUCUUUGGUGAGGAGACUGAGGAGGAAAAGAAGGCUGCCGAACAACGCGCAGCUGCUGUUAAGGCAUCCUCAAAGAAGAAAGAAUCUGGGAAGUCAUCUGUUUUGUUGGAUAUUAAGCCUUGGGAUGAUGAGACUGACAUGAAGAAGCUUGAGGAAGCAGUUAGAAGUGUUCAGAUGGAAGGUCUUCUCUGGGGAGCAUCCAAGCUUGUACCUGUAGGAUAUGGCAUUAAGAAGUUGACUAUUAUGCUAACAAUUGUGGAUGACUUGGUUUCUGUGGACACUCUUAUUGAGGAAUGUCUUACAGUUGAACCAAUCAACGAGUACGUCCAGAGUUGUGACAUUGUGGCCUUCAACAAAAUCUGUAAGUAUAGAGGAGCUUAUAUUGGCAAAUCUGAGGAUCUCACUGAUAACGAUGGGAGCAGGAGUCUUUUCCAUGAGUUUCAGCUUUCUAGUGGAGUGGCUUUGAAUGAUCACCAGGUAAUUGGUGUUGUUGUUUGCUUGGAUCGUGGUAUUGAUGUUCCGAUGUUGUAUCACUUAGUAGUUCAAUGGGACGACAGUUAA